Aspergillus bombycis is the source of this 696-nucleotide messenger RNA. RefSeq lists its product as uncharacterized. Bases 1 to 696 code for a protein of 231 amino acids. The record is from RefSeq and is a predicted model, not a curated record. The transcript has a single exon. Lineage: Eukaryota; Fungi; Ascomycota; Eurotiomycetes; Eurotiales; Aspergillaceae.
AUGAAGUCCUAUAUACACUACGCCGUUCUCCUCCUUGCAGCUCCCUUGGUGACCGCGAAGAAGACCAACCUGCAAUGGGCGAUAUGUGAUUCAGACCCUCAGACGGUUCUUCGAAAGCUGGGACUGGGAACACCCGACCCUUACAAGGAGAAUCCGAUCACCUACUAUGACACACAACCCCCGGUCUACAUCUCCGAUGGCCUCAUGUUCCGCACCAAGACCUCAAAAGGCGAAAACAUCUCCACGGUGAAAGUACGAUUCCAGCAGGAAACCUCCGAUGUCCCCGACUCCGCUGAGUGUGUCUGGGAUCGCUACGGUGAAAAUCCCACGUUUACCUGCGAGAAGCGAUGUCCCUUGCGGGAAUCUAGCAUCUGGUGCGACCAACAAGUCGAGCUCGCGGAACAUUACAAAACGGUCAACUGGGAGGAGCUUACGAAUUAUGGUCCGUAUCACAAUGCCAAGUGGAAGAUGCGGAUCGAAGGUUAUAAAGCCAAGUUCGAUGACGUCGCCGCCGGCUCACUGCACCUGAUGGAAAUCGAGGCCAAAAUACCCAAAAAGAAGGCAGAUAAGGCUUAUGAGACAGUGACUCAAUACUUGAAAAGCCGUGGGAUUGUAUUGUGUGACCCACAAGAAGGGAAAACUGCCAGGCUCUUCCGCGCCAUGGGCUACAUUGAGGAUAGGGGAGACGAUCUUUAA